AGCUUUUAAAAUUGCUUUUCUCCACACACAGUCAAAAGAAACUUCCUCUUUGCAAAGUGUUCUGGUUUAGAUUAGGCAUCACAAUCACCUUUGGGGGAACAAAAGAUGAAGACUUGAAGCAGAGUUGGUGCUGCUUGUAGGAACCCAGAGAUGGUCACACGUGAGCUGAUAGGAAAGGCCACCACCACGUGGGCCAGGUGCAUGUCACCCAGCAACAAGGCUUUGUGUUGGCUGAAGUCCCCCAUGGAGAUACCACUCAGAAGACUACAGCCAGCACCAGCUCUGGGCAGAGGAUCUGGGAGGUGUCAUCCCACCUCUCUUCAGACUGAGGAGGUUGAAGAUGGGACAAAGUCUUGGCGGCUCAAGGCAUAGAGGAAAUGGAGUUUUCCCCAACUCUACUAUCCAAGGAGCCGAAGGCUGGUGGAGGAGGAUGGACAGAUGGUCUCCUCUUGCCCUACAUGCCCAUGCUGGGGAGCAGGACUGUCUUCUUCUCUUGACCCAGAGCAGCUGCAGAAAAUUUUCAGGAUUGUGACCCACUUGGCAAAUUUGAGCAGCUCCGUUCUGCCCUGAGGAGCAGCACCCGUCCAUGCUGCAUGCACUAGGAAUCGCUGGGAGCCCCAUGUCACCCUCUGCUGCCUCAGGGAGGGCAGCCCUUUGGCAUCCCAAAGGUCUUUUGGAGAACGAGGAGCUGUUAGGAGUGACAUUCCUUCUCGCUGGUGAAAUAUAUGAGGAAUGCUUGAGUUAUCACGUAGUUUUGGAGGAAGCGCGCCCUCCUUGAGAUACUGAUAUCAUCUCUGGGUGUCCUGGCCCUGUCUGGCUGCCAAGUGCAUUUGCUGAAAUAACGGGGGGGUGAAAAAAUCUGCCUGGGGCAGGAGUGUUGUGCUGCAGGUUGCAAACUGUAGAGCCAAUGAGGGGAGCAGGGUGUUGGGGGGUUGUGCUCCUGUUACCUGAUCCCCCUGCAACUUGCAGGGCCGAUGACUGCGAUGAGUUUUCUUCUCGGCUUACAGGAGCACAGCAGGCAGAAAGUGGGAGGUCUCCUUCACGCUCUUACUGGGGGCUGGCACUCACCCUCUGCUGUGUAGACCUCAGGCAAUGCCUUUGUGCAGCCACCAGUGAUUGCUUUCCCUGUUUCCACCCCCAGAAGCUGAUCCCCAUGCCUGGCCAAGCCCAACACCCAAGUAGCCCCCAAUGGGCACAACGACCAGCAGUGUUGUCCCUGCCACCUCUUCUUCCCACCAGCUUCAUUACCCACCCAGGGUCCUCCUCCCCAUGGGACACAUCCUUCAGAGCUCUGUAGAUCUUUUCUCACGUGUUAUCCUCCCAUUAAACACCAGCCUGGCCCCUGGGGUUUUGCUUUGCUCCAUCCCCUUCCAGGGUGCCCCCAGCUCCACCCAGAAAACCUCUCCCAUCGGAUCAUCUGGUCCUGUCAGAGCACAUAGCUCUGUGCUCCAACUGUCCCCGAGUGCCCCCUUGACCCUGAUGUUUGUGUCUGGAGGUGUUUCCUGGGGACCACAUAGCUGUGAGCCUUUGGAGCAAUGCCCAGGAGCACCGGGCUCCUCCAUACAGCAUCCCUGGAGGGAAGUAGCCGGGGAGAGGAGAAAACACUCUGUUGACCCGAAUUUGAGGAAGGCUAAGGAAUUAGACCAUAGGUUACAGGGGCAUUUUUAGUCGUUUAUCAUGCACUACAUAGCAGCAAAGGAAACAGGGACAGACAGGGGGGUGAGUGGGUUUAUAUCCUAUAGACUAACAUGGCUUUGAGUUAGUGUGCUCCUUUGGGGUGAACUAGAAUUUGAGGUUGGCAGAAAGGUGGCUGGAUGUGAGUCCUCGGGUGACCAGAUCCCAUGGACGAGGUUCUGCUUUGUAUGUGCAAGGCAGAGGCUGUAGAACACACUGCAAGGCUGGCCUGUGCCCAAUGUUCUCUGGGACUGUGGGUCAGCAGGGCUGGGGUAUGCACAGAGCAGGUGUCCAUGGGGCUGUGCUGAGGACUGUGAUAGGGAAAACCAUGGUGUCAAGGCCAAGGGGCUAUGGGGAGGACACGAAGAGAGGGGAUCUGGGGCUGCGAGUGGGACUGGGGAAGGGUCAGGGGUUCCAGAAGGAGCUAGGAGAGGAUCUGGGUACAAAGAACUGGGGAAGCUCAUAAGCAUCCUGCCUUGGUGACCCUGCUUUUGUGAGGGGUUGGUCUGGAUGAUCUCAAGAGGUGCCUUCCAGCCUCAGCUCUUCUGGUUUCUGGUACUGAGCUGGGGAGCAGAGUGGCAGGGAAUAAGGAAGGACCUGGGGGGCACGUGGGUCAGGGAAGCAAUGUGGGAUUUAGCGGGAGGAUCAGGAGAUGGAGGGGUCUUUUGUGGGACAAGGCACAGGGUGUGUGGAGUGAGCAAAGAAUUUGGGGACGGUGGAUAGCCAAGGAGGUGGCAGUGGUGGGGUGGAACAGGAGCUAUGUCCCCAAAGAAAGGUGACCUGGCCCUGGCCUGCGCAGUCCCGUGCAGGCAUGGGGGGAGUGGGGGGGCAGGACCAUGUGUUGCAGUCCCAUAGGAGGGGGUAGGGGCGUGCUGCUGAAUGUGCAGGUCCCGAGUGGCUAUUCCUGGCGGCCCCCGCCUGCGCAGGCAGAUUGGUUUGCAGGGAGGUGACAAGUGCCAGCCCAAGCCUAUAAAAGUUUCCAGCCCCUGUCCUGGCUCAGUGACCUGGUUCCCCCCUCCCAGCACAGCCGUCCUGCAGCACAACCCGUCCCUUCAGAGUGGAGACACCGGAUCUGGAGUGGAGACCCCUGGUCCAGAGCAGGGACCCCAGCUUCGGAGCCAAGAUUCCGAGUCUGGAGGAGAGACUUUUGGUUUGGAGCAGGGACCCCCGCUGAGAGCAGAGAUCCCGGAGCAGAGACUCCAAAACAGCCCCUUGGCUUUGCAGCGAUGACCGGCAAAACGGCUCCAGCUGCUGCAAAGAAAGCACCAGCAGCAAAGAAAGCGCCGGCACCGGCCUCAAAGAAAGCACCGGAACCAGCCCCAAAGGAAGAGCCGGCACCGACCCCAAAGGAAGAGCCAGCACCGACCCCAAAGGAAGAGCAUGCCCCAGCCCCAGCUACUGAAACACCCCCAGCCCCCGAGCAUCCCCCUGACGCGGAGCAGCCUGCAGCCCCUGCAGCCGAGCACGCUCCGACCCCCACAGAUGAAGCAACUCCAGCCCAUGAGGAAGGCUCCCCCCCGGCCGCCCCAGCUGAAGCCCCAGCCCCACCCCCAGAGCCUGAGAAACCCAAAGAAGAGCCGCCCAGCAUCCCCUUGUCCUUGGCUGUGGAAGAAGUGACUGAAAACUCUGUUACGCUGACCUGGAAAGCACCGGAGCAGACUGGCAAAUCGAGCCUGGAUGGAUACGUGGUGGAGAUCUGCAAAGAUGGAAGUACGGACUGGACAGCUGUGAACAAGGAGCCUUUUCUCUCCACCCGCUACAAGAUCCAGGACCUUGGCUCUGGUGAGAAGGUCCACGUGCGGGUGAAGGCUGUCAGCGCCAGCGGCACCAGCGUCCCAGCUACCUUGGAGCAGCCAAUCCUCAUCAGGGAGAUCACCGAUCUCCCGAGGAUCCGCUUACCCCGUCAGCUGCGGCAGGUGUACGUCAGGCAUGUUGGGGAGGCCGUGAACCUGCUGAUCCCUUUCCAGGGAAAGCCGCAGCCCCAGGUGACCUGGACCAAGGACAACCAGCCCCUGGACACCAGCCGUGUCAACAUCCGCAACACAGACAAGGACACAAUCUUCUUCAUCCGCACGGCACAGCGCAGUGACUCGGGCAAGUACCAGCUUGCAGUGAGGAUAAAUGGAGCUGAGGACAAGGCCACCCUGGACAUUCGAGUGAUUGAGCGGCCUGGUCCCCCCCAGAACCUGAAGCUGGUGGAUGUGUGGGGCUUUAAUGUGGCCCUGGAGUGGAGUCCCCCAGCAGACAAUGGGAACUCUGAGAUAAAGGGCUACACUGUGCAGAAGUCAGACAAGAAGAGCGGGAAAUGGUUCACAGUGCUGGACCGCUGCACCCGCACCAGCUGCACCAUCUCCGACCUCAUCAUGGGCAAUACCUACUCCUUCCGUGUGUUUUCAGAGAAUGCCUGCGGGUUGAGCGAGACAGCAGCUGUUGCUUCCGGGGUGGCCCACAUCAAGAAGACAAAAACUGUUUACCAACCACAGAAGAUCCCUGAACGGGACAUGAUGGAGCCUCCCAAAUUCACCCAGCCCCUGACAGACCGAGCCACCACCCGGGGGUACAGCACACACCUCUUCUGCUCUGUCCGGGGCUUCCCCCAGCCCAAAAUCAUCUGGCUGAAAAAUAAGAUGGAGAUACGGGAAGAUCCGAAAUACAUCGCAAUGAUCGAGCAGGGUGUCUGCUCCCUGGAAAUCCGCAAGCCCAGCCCUUUUGACGCGGGUGUCUACACCUGCAAAGCUGUGAACCCUUUGGGGGAAGCCUCGGUAGACUGCAAACUUGAUGUGAAAAUGCCCAAGUGAGGACGGGUUGGAGGCUGAGAUGAAGAGCAAGGUGGAUGCUCCAGCAGCGCAGCACAUGGUGAUGCUCCCAGCAACAGCCUCCACUGCCUGCAGGCCUGUCCCCUCCCCAGCAGUGCUUCUGGGGUCCUGCGCAUUGUCCUGGCCAUGGCAUGGCCCUCUCCAGUUG
Molecule: messenger RNA, 4638 nt
Organism: Numida meleagris (helmeted guineafowl)
Lineage: Eukaryota; Metazoa; Chordata; Aves; Galliformes; Numididae
Gene: MYBPH
Product: myosin binding protein H
Exons: 11
Coding region: 2901-4472 (523 amino acids)
Molecular function (GO): protein binding
Source: RefSeq, a predicted model, not a curated record